AUGUACAUCACUCUCUAUUUUAUAGUCACCCGCCUCCCUGACUCCCUUCAUGUAGUAAGGGACCACUUCCUCUCGGUCUGUCCCACCACUCUCACUGUUGACCUUUUAGAGAAGGCCCUCCUAGCAGCGGAGAAGAGCAUCGUCGCUAUAGGAGCCUCUCGUAGUGACCCUCGCACCCCCAUCUUUGAGGGACGCCGCUCUGGCAAGGGCAAGGGGGGCAAGGGUGCGGGUGGAGCUAGCGGGGCCGGUGGAGGUGGAGGUGGAGGCGGCGGGGGGAGUGGGGGUGGCGGUGGGAGUGGUGGCGGGGGUGGAGGUGUCGGUGGCAGCAGUGUAGGCGGAGGCGGCGGCGAUCCUAGCGGAGGCAGCGGUGGAGGCGAAGGUGGAGGAAACGGUGGAGGAGGAGGUGGAGGUGGUCGGGGUGGCGCUUCGCAGCGGAGCAGCACUGGUGGUGGUCAGCGCCAGCAGCAGCAGCAGCAACAGCAGCGUUCUCGGGACAUCCCCCCCCCCUCAGCAGCUCCAUGA
Molecule: messenger RNA, 522 nt
Organism: Closterium sp. NIES-65
Lineage: Eukaryota; Viridiplantae; Streptophyta; Zygnematophyceae; Desmidiales; Closteriaceae
Source: the annotation of a GenBank genome assembly